AUGACCUCUGAAGCCAAACCGAACCACACAAUUUAUGUCAAUAACCUCAAUGAAAAAAUCAAGAAAGAUGAGCUGAAGAAAUCUCUUUUUGCCAUUUUCUCUCAGUUUGGAGAAAUUUUGGACAUAAUUGCAAGGAAAACGCUGAAGACUAAGGGCCAGGCAUUUGUGAUCUUUAAGGACAUCAACAGCUCAACGAAUGCACUGAGGUCCAUGCAAGGCUUUCCAUUCUAUGACAAGCCCAUGAGGAUUCAAUUCUCAAAGAAGGACUCUGACAUCAUAGCAAAGAUGAAAGGUACAUUCAUCGAGAGGCCGAAGAGGUUGUACAUCAGUGAGAAUGAUGGGAAGAAGAAAAGGAAGGGGGCCAAACAAUCAGUAACAGAAAAGUUAGGCAAGCAGAAGGCUCAAUCUUCGAAACCUCUGCAACCAGUAGCCCAACAGCAGCCACCAGCUGUGACGAAUCCAGCCUUGAUACCCGACCAACCACCUCACUAUAUCCUCUUCCUUACUGGUCUCCCUGAGGAAACCAACAACAUCAUGUUACAGAUGCUCUUCCAAAAUUUCCCAGGCUUUAAAGAAGUUAGAUUGGUUCCAGGUCGACACGAUAUUGCCUUCGUUGAGUUCGAGAAUGAAUACCAGGCUGGUGUGGCCAAGGAAUCGCUGCAAGGCUUCAACCUCACUCCUACCAGCAAGAUGAAAAUUACAUUCGCUAAAAAAUAAUUCUUUCUUACAUUAUAAGUACUGUUAUUUGUUUUCUCUGUUUGAUUACUGUGGUUUCAAUUUACCAUUAGUUGUAGCUAAUGAUUAUCAUUAUAUUUAAACAUUCAAAUGUCUUGAUGUUUGAUGCCUAUUUCAAACAUCGAUACCAAUGAUAUUUAUUUGUGAAAAAAUUAAAAAAAUGUGUAGAUUU
Messenger RNA from Helobdella robusta, 907 nucleotides. RefSeq lists its product as hypothetical. The record is from RefSeq and is a predicted model, not a curated record. NCBI's taxonomy places the organism in Eukaryota, Metazoa, Annelida, Clitellata, Rhynchobdellida, Glossiphoniidae. The transcript has 6 exons. Gene Ontology annotation, biological process: mRNA splicing, via spliceosome. Gene Ontology annotation, molecular function: U1 snRNA binding. Gene Ontology annotation, cellular component: U1 snRNP. Bases 1 to 717 code for a protein of 238 amino acids.